Nezara viridula (southern green stink bug) is the source of this 276-nucleotide messenger RNA. Lineage: Eukaryota; Metazoa; Arthropoda; Insecta; Hemiptera; Pentatomidae. The record is from the annotation of a GenBank genome assembly.
AUGACCACGGCAUUAGCUGCAACUGAAGAAGUGGAACGUAUCGAAUCAAAAAUCGGCAUAACUAUUCCAAAUUACGUAUCAGAUCAAGGUCAUCUUAAGAUCACGCCUAAACAUCCGAACAAGACCGCAAUUUGUCAGUCGCUGGGAUCAAUUAGUCAACCGUCCUUCCAGCGGACAAGGCAAAGCUCUGCUGAAAGGACCCACCGCAGCGGCUGCAAGACAGGAUCGAGGUACAGCCUUUCAGGUACCGAAGGGUCCUUGCUCAAAACUCCUUAG